This is a messenger RNA of Pyrus x bretschneideri (Chinese white pear), 1524 nucleotides long. Its product is annotated as glycolate oxidase 1. NCBI's taxonomy places the organism in Eukaryota, Viridiplantae, Streptophyta, Magnoliopsida, Rosales, Rosaceae. Gene Ontology annotation, cellular component: peroxisome. The record is from RefSeq and is a predicted model, not a curated record. Gene Ontology annotation, molecular function: oxidoreductase activity; FMN binding. The transcript has 12 exons. The coding region runs from base 185 to 1294 and encodes 369 amino acids.
UCUCUCUCUCUCUCUCUCUCUCAAGAAUAUAUGAGCCCCACCCAGUUUGUCUGCAUGUAACCUCACACUAAUAAUCUCUUUGUUUAUCUGUUCUAUAUCUAUUUUGCACUGCUUCCUCUUGAUGCACUUUGUUGCGUAGUCUUGGACUCAAACUUCAGGGAAGCGUCGACAGUCAACUUGAAAAAUGGAGAUUACCAACGUCAGCGAGUAUGAGGCCAUCGCAAAGGAGAAGUUGCCAAAGAUGGUCUAUGACUACUAUGCAUCAGGAGCAGAGGACCAGUGGACUCUUGCUGAAAACAGAAAUGCUUUCGCAAGAAUUCUGUUUCGACCCCGUAUUCUCAUUGAUGUGAGCCGCAUAGACAUGACCACCACUGUUUUGGGCUUCAAGAUCUCAAUGCCCAUCAUGAUUGCCCCAACAGCCAUGCAGAAAAUGGCCCAUCCUGAAGGUGAAUAUGCUACUGCGAGGGCAGCAUCAUCAGCAGGAACAAUUAUGACCUUAUCUUCAUGGGCUACUUCAAGUGUUGAAGAGGUUGCUUCAACUGGACCUGGAAUCCGUUUCUUCCAGCUCUAUGUCUACAAGGACAGGAAUGUGGUUGCUCAGCUGGUGAGAAGAGCUGAAAGGGCUGGGUUCAAGGCUAUUGCUCUUACAGUUGAUACCCCAAGGCUCGGUCGCAGAGAAGCUGACAUCAAGAACAGAUUUACUUUGCCUCCGUUUUUGACACUGAAGAACUUUGAGGGUUUGAACCUCGGAAAGAUGGACGAAGCUGCUGACUCUGGACUUGCUUCGUACGUUGCUGGUCAAAUCGAUCGUUCUCUUAGCUGGAAGGAUGUGCAGUGGCUUCAGACAAUCACUUCGCUGCCUAUCCUAGUUAAGGGUGUUCUCACUGCUGAAGAUGCAAGGAUUGCAGUACAAGCUGGAGCAGCUGGGAUUAUUGUGUCCAACCAUGGAGCUCGCCAACUUGAUUACGUCCCUUCGACUAUCAUGGCCCUAGAGGAGGUUGUUAAAGCUGCACAAGGACGCAUUCCUGUUUUCUUGGAUGGUGGUGUUCGUCGUGGAACAGAUGUCUUCAAAGCAUUAGCAUUGGGUGCCUCUGGCAUAUUUAUUGGGCGCCCUGUGGUGUUCUCUCUCGCUGCUGAAGGAGAGGCUGGCAUUAGAAAGGUGCUCCAAAUGCUGCGCGAAGAGUUUGAGCUAACCAUGGCAUUAAGUGGAUGCCGUUCGCUCAGAGAGAUCACCCGCGAUCACAUUGUGACUGACUGGGACGUUCCUCGCCCUCGCCAUCAGCCGAGGUUAUAGAAACAUUCAAAUGAAUAGCGGUGGAUAAACCUUUACAAGCUGAGAGUUGAUGCGAUCGGUUCCACAGCCUUCCUUUGUUCUUGGAUUCCUUGUUAUUUCUGCGUUUUCUGUAAUGAUACUGAUUACUGGAUGGUGAGAUAAUAUUUCCAUGGCUACUGCUGCUGCCUUUUACUGUAUAUUUUUUUCCAUAAAACGGAAAUAUCGAUCGUCAUAUAACUAUUACGACAUAA